AUGGCUCUUCUGGUGGGGGACCCCAGGACUGCUGUUGAUUUUUUUUUUUUCAUCAAGCUGUCUCACAGCUGUGCCAGGUGCCUCAGAGCCCUGUACUGAGUGCUGUGGAGCUUGACGCUGAGCCUCUGGUCAGUGCUGGUCUCUGGGAUUAGUUUGCAGGGAGAACUGGCACUGUGGGAUGAAAGCCAAACUGAGCUUUCCUUGUACACCCACAGCCAGCAGAAGUCUCAGAAGAGCUGCAAGGCAGAGUGUGCCAAGGACCUGCUAAUCCCUCAGCAGCUGCUGGAGAUGCCAGAAGGCCCAUCAGUGAGGAAGUUCCAGCUGCUGACCUCCCCUUUUGUGGGGCAAGUGGUGGCCAAGGUGGGAGGAAGCAGCCGGAAGCUCAAUGUGAAUGACCUGAAUGCCCUGAGGCUGCAGGACUCCCAGGUUCAUGGGAAGAACUUGUACCUGGCAUUUGUGGCGGCUGAAGGUCCCUUCCGACCAACCGCAGAGGAGACGGUGCUGCAAAGAGAGGCUGCUUGUGGGGCACACUGUCCUGCCCAGGGAGGCCAAGGACAGAUUGGUGCUCCACAUGCCCAUUCCCAGGAUGAGGAGCUGCAGGACCCCCAGCACUCAAGAUCUGAAGCCCCAGAUGGAGCAGAGGGUCCGGGCAAUUGGCUGCGCAUCCACUUUGGCAUGUUCGGCAGCGUCCGGGCAAAUGAGUUCUCAAGGGCAAACAGAGCCAAUAAAAGGGGGGACUGGAAGGACCCUGUGCCCAGGCUGGUUCUUCACUUUGAGAGUGGAGGCUUCCUUGUUUUCUACAACUGCCGGAUGCUCUGGUGCUCCUCUCCGAGGGCUGAUCCUGCUUCUGACAUCCUGUCUGUGGAAUUCCACCGUGGCCGGGCGCUCUGUGCCCUCCGUGCACCUGAUCCCAUCUGCUACACCCUCCUAGACCAAAGACAUUUUUCAGGGCUGGGGAACAUCAUUAAGAACGAGAUCUUGUACCUGGCCAGGAUCCACCCAUUAACACCAGGCUCCCUCUUGGCUCCCUCAGAUCUGGAGCAUCUGCUGGACUGCGCCAUUCAGUUCAGCUCUGAGUGGCUGCACAACAAACUGCGUGGCCAGGGGCUGCACCCCAGGGUGUACCAGAAGGAGCAGUGUCCCCUGGGGCAUCCCUUGAUGAAGGGGACUUUUGGACCCUUGGGUGGCUUCAAGAGACUUACAUGGUGGUGCCCUCAGUGCCAGCCUGCAGUGCUGCCAGGGGAUGGGGACCCUUCCCCAGUCACUGAGUGACCUGUCCUGGAGGGUGCUAGGUGGUAUUUCAGCCAUGCUCUUCAUUGUCCUAAAAGGUCUCAGUGGUUUUUUUGAGGCUGUUGAGUUUGGUCCUUAGGGACCUGCAGAGUUAAGUGCUCAGUGGGGGUCCCAGGUCCCCUGAGUGGCUGUAGAAAGGAAAAAGUGGCUGUCCAUGGUUUUUUUUUUUUUUUUUUUUUUUUUUUUUGUCACAGUGGCAGAACAGUGUAAAGAGUUUGACCAGUUCUGAGGUGUUUUGGUUGCCCUGUUCAGGUGGCAGUGGAUGGGAAGUAUAAAGGGUUGAGCAGGGCACUGCUGUAGUCUGAAGUGACCCUGUCCUUUGACCCUGGAGGACUUAGCAAAACAGAGGAUACCCCUCUGCCUCAACAGCUUGAUUAAUUGGGAAUUAAAUAAUCCUGCCUCUGUCUGGAGCUGGAUACCUGUGGGAUGGGUGUGGUUAAACAUGAGGGGCUGUUCCCUGUGUCAGAUCUGACAGGAACAGCUCCCUCCUUCCACAUCAAUGUACACAAAAUAUACGUCAGCAGUGCUUGGUGGAACUCAUCUCUGCCACCAAUAGGUUUCAGCUUUGUGGCAAGCUGCCAAUUCCAGAUCUCGCUGUAGAAGUAAUUAAAAAAAAAUUAGAAAUACACUGUGUGAUGGGGAUUGCAUAAAACUCAGGAUCUCCAAGGAAACCUGAAAGCAGAAAGGUUUGGAAAUAGACCUGUGUCUCUAAACACUAGGCAGGAACUGCUGCUGUCCUC
Corvus hawaiiensis (hawaiian crow) is the source of this 2030-nucleotide messenger RNA. RefSeq names its product nei like DNA glycosylase 2 (gene NEIL2). The record is from RefSeq and is a predicted model, not a curated record. Gene Ontology annotation, molecular function: DNA N-glycosylase activity; DNA-(apurinic or apyrimidinic site) endonuclease activity; damaged DNA binding. NCBI's taxonomy places the organism in Eukaryota, Metazoa, Chordata, Aves, Passeriformes, Corvidae. Gene Ontology annotation, cellular component: nucleus. Gene Ontology annotation, biological process: base-excision repair.